Fusarium odoratissimum NRRL 54006 is the source of this 189-nucleotide messenger RNA. RefSeq lists its product as uncharacterized. The transcript has a single exon. The coding region runs from base 1 to 189 and encodes 62 amino acids. The record is from RefSeq and is a predicted model, not a curated record. NCBI's taxonomy places the organism in Eukaryota, Fungi, Ascomycota, Sordariomycetes, Hypocreales, Nectriaceae.
AUGGCCAAAUCAGGAUUCAUCGCAUCCCCAUCCAAAAUUUAUGGCAAUGCAAAUGUGUUCAGCUUGGUCGAUGGUCAGCUCUUCGUCGGCAAUGUCCCCUUUUAUUUCAACAGAGAGGACUUCAACGUAUUCGGUGCCGAGCAGGGAGGAGUUCCCAGUAGUGUUAUUACCAGAACUUUCUUUCCAUAA